Mytilus trossulus (common blue mussel) is the source of this 1866-nucleotide messenger RNA. Its product is annotated as uracil phosphoribosyltransferase homolog. The transcript is spliced from 7 exons. Gene Ontology annotation, cellular component: cytoplasm. The coding region runs from base 235 to 909 and encodes 224 amino acids. Gene Ontology annotation, molecular function: ribosylnicotinamide kinase activity. NCBI's taxonomy places the organism in Eukaryota, Metazoa, Mollusca, Bivalvia, Mytilida, Mytilidae. The record is from RefSeq and is a predicted model, not a curated record.
UAUCUUUCCAGGAAGAUGACUGUUGUGGUUUAAAUCGGGAUAUUAUCAGGGAGUAAAGCUUUCCCAAAAAAUAUAAAAUAGUUUUUGAACUAUUUCACUACAUGAAUUACCCAAUCUCGUAAUUCCUAUAUUGGAUUUUCUUAUGGACUAUAUUCUCGUGUAUUUUAAUUUUCAUUUGUGACGUGUCAAACAAAAAUAUUGCGGGGAUUGUGAAAGUAGACAAAAGCAAAAAAAAUGGUAGAGCCAGAUUUGAUACAAGAUUCCCUGCCACAUAACAAUUAUACCGACUCAGACCUUGGCUCUAACUUCAAGAAGUUGAGAAUCACAGACAACGUCAGAGAACUGCAGACUGUUUUGAGAGACAAAACCACAUCAAGAGGAGACUUUAUCUUCUAUGCAGACAGAUUAAUUAGAUUAGUUGUUGAGGAAGGAUUAAAUCAACUACCAUACAGACAUUGUGAUGUGACAACACCCACAGGUCAUACGUAUGAAGGCUUAAGCUACCAAAGGGGUAACUGUGGAGUAAGCAUAAUGAGAAGUGGAGAGGCCAUGGAACAAGGUUUGCGAGACUGUUGUAGGUCGAUACGAAUCGGGAAAAUCCUGAUACAAAAAGAUGAAGAUACUCGGGAAGCUAAAGUUGUAUAUGCCAAACUACCACCAGACAUAGACCAACGUAAAGUCUUAUUGAUGUAUCCUAUUAUGAAUUCAGGGAACACAGUUAUAAAAGCUGUCCAGGUUUUAAAAGAUCAUUACGUGAAAGAAGACAAUAUCAUCUUACUGAAUCUCUUUGUUACUCCACAAGCUGCCAAAGCCUUAGUGAAAAGAUUUCCAAAUAUGAAAGUACUGACAUCAGAAGUACAUCCUGUCACUCCAAAUCACUUUGGAAUGAAAUAUUUUGGAACAGACUGAAAAAAGAAAAAUAGUACAUCCUGUCACUCCAAAAUAUUUCGAAAUGAAAUAUUUUGGAAUGGACUGAAAAAAGAAAAAUAGUACAUUCUGUCACUCCAAAAUAUUUUGAAAUGAAAUAUUUUGGAACAGACUGAAAGAUAAAAAUACUCUCGAAAGAUUCAUUGUACUAUCAAGUGUGUGUGGUUUGCGAUCCCAGACUUACUACAUCAACAUUACAGGUCAUUUGAUGUUUAUCAGUCUGAUAUAUUAUUAAUAUGCCUGAACAUGUAUAACAUGGUCUUGAUUGUACAAACCAUUGUGUUGUAUGAAAUUUAAAAAAAAAUUGUUUCAGGGUGAAUAUAUGAUAUUGGAUUUGAUUGUUAUGCAGAUGAAUGGAGUGAGCGUAUCGAGUAGAAUGACCGUGUUAUAUAUUCUUAACUUGUUAAUGAAAAUAAGAAUUUCCUGACAUGUACAUGGAACAUUUUAUUCGUAUCCCAUCUUUUAAUGUAUAAAGAGACUUUUUUUUUUGUAUUGUGGAUUCAUUUCUUUCUUGAGUACUGAUUUUUAUGGAUUGAGGAAAAAUUGUCCUUCCUGAAUAUAUGAUUUUGUAGUUUUCAAAAGCUGGCAUACACACUUAUUGAACAUUUGUAUUUCAUUAAAAAAUUCAAAUUGUGGUUUCCCAUGAAUAAUAAUGAAUCUGCAGUAUUACUUCUGCAUUUUAAAGUGCAGCACACGAUGAGGCAUUUUAAACUUGAGGUUGUGUUUUAGAUUUGUACUAUGCCUAGUUUUUCUUGCACAUUUAAAUGAUUGUAUGGAGGUUAAAGUAAUACCUCAGUAUGCAUGUAUCUGCUGUUUGAUUUAUGAUGAGUGCAAUUUUGAUAUGAAUAUUAAUGAUGUGUUGUUUAUGAAGGAUUGAAUUGCUACGUAUGAAUUUCUUUAGUUGAUACGCUACGAUAAAUACUUUUUUCAAAGGGCAUC